Messenger RNA from Triplophysa rosa, 2785 nucleotides. RefSeq names its product cyclin K (gene ccnk). Gene Ontology annotation, molecular function: cyclin-dependent protein serine/threonine kinase activator activity. The transcript has 11 exons. The coding region runs from base 173 to 1801 and encodes 542 amino acids. Gene Ontology annotation, cellular component: nucleus; cyclin/CDK positive transcription elongation factor complex. Gene Ontology annotation, biological process: regulation of transcription by RNA polymerase II; positive regulation of DNA-templated transcription, elongation. Lineage: Eukaryota; Metazoa; Chordata; Actinopteri; Cypriniformes; Nemacheilidae. The record is from RefSeq and is a predicted model, not a curated record.
ACGACCGCGGCAGAAGCAGUCGCGCUGUAAAUGGCUACCUCCAUGUCCUAUAUGUGGGACUCAAAAGAUUAUUCGACAAGAAUAACGUCGAUUUGCUGAAAUCAUUGAGAUUAAAGUCAUAUCAUAUAUUACGACGUAUACCAGUUUGGUAUCAGCUAUCACGUCCUCCCAAAUGAAGGACGGCAAAGAGAACUCUAACUCCACCUCUGGAAGUUUUGCCACAAAUCUGGAUCACAUAAAGCCAUGCUGGUACUGGGAUAAAAAGGAUCUAGCCCACACCCCGUCCCAGUCCGACGGCCUUGACCCGGCCACAGAAGCCCGGUACAGGCGAGAGGGGGCCAGGUUCAUAUUUGAUGUCGGAACUCGUCUUGGGCUACAUUAUGAUACAUUGGCGACUGGAAUAACAUAUUUUCAUCGGUUUUACAUGUUUCAUUCUUUUAAACAGUUUCCAAGAUACGUUACUGGGGCUUGCUGUCUUUUCUUGGCUGGAAAAGUUGAAGAAACCCCUAAGAAGUGUAAGGACAUCAUUAAAACGGCUCGCAGUCUGCUCAACGAUGUGCAGUUUGCCCAGUUUGGAGAUGAUCCAAAGGAGGAGGUCAUGGUCUUGGAAAGAAUUUUGCUGCAGACAAUCAAGUUCGAUUUACAAGUGGAGCACCCGUAUCAGUUUCUGCUGCGCUACGCUAAACAACUGAAAGGUGAUAAGAACAAAGUGCAGAAGCUUGUGCAGAUGGCUUGGACUUUUGUCAAUGACAGCAGUCUCUGCACAAUGCUGUCGCUACAAUGGGAGCCAGAGAUCAUAGCAGUGGCGGUCAUGUACCUUGCCGGUCGUCUGUGUAAGUUUGACAUCCAGGAGUGGACGUCUAAGCAGUCGUCCCGCCGGUGGUGGGAGCAGUUUGUACAGGACGUGCCGGUUGAGCUGCUGGAGGAUAUCUGCCACCAGAUCCUGGACUUGUACUCUCAGGGUAAACAGCCGAUACCCCAGCAGCCUCAAAUUCCGGAGAAAGAGAAGCCGCCGCCACCGCCUCCUGCGGCCCCACCCAGCCAGUCGGCUGGGCAGAACCCACCCGUUCAAACUCCCUCCAAGAAAAACUCCCCCCAGGCCAGCCCACCCGCCAAGAUUAAACGGCAACACGUUUCACCUAAGGAAGAACCUAAAGCUCCAGCAGAGCAAGUUGGGUGUAAGAUACCACGGUUGGAGAGUCCCAUGCCUCCUCCACCUGCUUCCCAACCGCCAGAUCGCAAGGCUCCAUCUGCCAUCCCAGCACCGCCUGCUGAAGCAGAACCGGCCACGUCUGCUGAAAUGGACCCUGCGCAGGGGCCGGCUCCUCCUCUGCCACACGGGGCCCCGCCUCCUUUACCUCACCGCCCGCCUCCCCCACCCCCUUCCAGCUAUAUCAUGGGAAUGUCCACGUCCAGUUCGUACAUGUCAGGGGAAGGAUAUCAGAGCCUGCAGUCUAUGAUGAAGACCGAAGGGCCCUCGUAUGCGCCCAUGCCCCCUUCUUACGGUCUGCCGUACCACCCACACGUCUACCCACAUCAAAACCCUCCGCCUCCAGGUCCUCCACCUCCAACCACAUACCCCCCUCCCAACCUGCCUCCGCCCACCCCAUCAUACCCUCCUCCUGGAUACAACCCCAGCUACCCGCCUCCACGCAUGCCACCGGGUCACACUGUGCCGCCUCCCGUUAUGGGUUUGCCGCCCGCCGGGUACCCGCCUCCUCCUGGGCAACCUCAGGUGCCCCUGCCGCCCCACGGCAUGCCACCAGUGGCAGGAAUGAACAGAGGAGCUUGGAUGAGAUGAGAUUUAAUGCAGUCACAGUCCUCCGCUCGCUCAAACACCCUGAGGAUUAAGGCUCAUAAUAUAUGUGCCUGACAAACCGUUUGGACAACAACUCACCGUCUGUAUCGACUGCAGAUAUCACAGGAAGGUACAGACUGUGCUUGAAUUGGAGCAUCAAGUAGUCCACAGAUUUCUGCUUUGGUUCAGGGUUUCCCCGUUCUGUAGAUUUUCUCUGGAAUUUAAGGAAUAGUUCUCUCAGAAAUCCCUCAUGUUGUUUCAAACUCUCUCUGUAGCACACAAACGGAGAACUUUGAAGAGUCGGCUCUGUACAACAGCUCUUUAUAGUGAGUAUGUCUGUCAAGCUUUGAAAAACAAAAGCAGAAGACAUCUCAGUGUUUGUAGCGAGACACGGAAGAACGAAUGUCAUUCAACGCUGUGGACUUUCAGAUGAUUUCAAAUAUAACACGUGAGCCGCGCUUAUGGAGCUUUGCGGAGCACAAUGAACGGUUGCUGUAUGGAAAAAAUCUUUGCAAAGAUCUUUCAAAAUAUUUGUUAAACAGCACGUGGGAUUGUGACAACAUGAGGGACAGUGUAGUUUUAAUUUUCAAGUGAACUAUUUCUUUAAAUUAUUCUUGUUAUUCACAUCACCACUUACAUUCCAAUUUACUCUAUGAAUGAAUUAUGAAUUUUUGGUUGUACAAACUAGUUUAUUCUAUUUUUCCUUAAUGUAAGACUUCUCUUUUGCUUUUGAGUUGCUGUGUUGCAGAAUUGUAUGUAUUUUCUUAUCAAGAUGGGGGGAAAAAACACAUCGUCAUUAGCAAUCCGUGUAUUCAGAUGCGUUUCUAGCACCUUUGACUGAUGUAAGGGUCGGGUGGGUCCAUUCAUGGUUCAAAACAGUUUCACAGUUUUUCUAUAUGUGCCUUAGUUUGUUUAGCAGUUGAUUGGCAGGUUACAGCCCCACCCUCAUGUGUUCUUUAGGCUGUUAAUAAAGUCAUUUUCCUCCUG